Linum trigynum is the source of this 4904-nucleotide messenger RNA. The record is from the annotation of a GenBank genome assembly. Lineage: Eukaryota; Viridiplantae; Streptophyta; Magnoliopsida; Malpighiales; Linaceae.
CUUAUAUUAAAACGAGAUUUGGCAAUGCCCAUACUGUCAUACACAGUCCAGUGGAUCCGAAAGAGUAAUAUCUAGAGGCCUAAUUCUAAAGAAUGCCUUUUAUUUGCUAAGUAGUUUGCAACCCGAUUACACUCUCUACAGGUGUGGAUGAGUCUAACCUCCCAAUUGAGAUUCAAGAGAUGGUUGAAUUGACAAGCCAGAAUGAGGUAUCUGUGAUUCGAGGAUGAUCAUUAGUUGCAUAGGUUGAUAGAGCAGCCUUGAUUGAAUGUGGUGAAUUGACUACUUUGGUCGAGAAGUCAAUUCACCGCUCUGUACUGGAUUUGAUCCAGUAGAGGAGGUUUUGCACGUUAGGACCUCAGUUCAUUUGCUCCGGUGGAGGUUGGUCGCCCGCUGGGUAUUCAAACUGGGAGGGUCUGAAGACCUUUAGUCGAGACUUCAGACUGUCUAAGAACCUUCCGCAGUAUAACUACCAUUAUAUAUGGACUUGGUGAAUUACAACUCGGCUUCACUGCAAUCUAGGGGGAACCAUAUCCAUGUGACCUCUCUCAAACUGGAAUCACAAAUUUAAUGCUUUGUGUUUGCUUAGAUUAGUUACAACUUCACUACGUUCAAACCGCUAGAUAACGAGAACUUCAAGAAGUAGUCAUCACAUCUAGGACCCGGGUUGACAAAUAAAGCUAAACCCACUAUACUACGCAUUAGUUUGUGGUUACACUAAGCCACUUUCUAGUGUGACGGUAUCGGGGAGUCACUUAACGGGUUGGUUCUUCUCAUUGUAUGGUUCGAGUUGUUAGCUUAAUAGGCGGGCCAACUUAGCACCCUCGUUUGUCACGUCAAUGGCUAAAUUGAAGGAAAAAUAAUUCGAGUGGCUAAAGUAUUACAAACAGAUAAUAUGAGUGGCCAAAUUUGCAAUUCAAUUGCUCCGAGUGGCUAAAGUGUCACACACUCACACUAGAAAUUAUUUACCCAAACAAUUAUUAACCUUUUGAACAAUAGAGAGCCCAGCAGUGACUGCUCCCAAGUCCCAAAUGGAACUCAACAACCUAGAACCCAAACGUCUGAAGCCUUUGUGAGGUAUCAUCAACCUUCGGAUAUCGCAUCCGACAGAAAGAAAGACCGCCAACGCCGGUAGAGAUUCACACUGAGCUGAUCCCGUCUUUGUGAGAGAGCUACGGUGAGAAGGAGCUUCAAAUUUCAAGCUUCAAUAUUAGCAGACGCCACCCUUCGUUUUUUUGCAGGCUUCGUGCUCGGUGAAUUGCUUGAAUGGAGGUAGCUACCUCUCUAGGCCUGAAAUGCCACUCCUGGUUCCAUGUCCCCCCUCACCGUUUCCCCUCUUCUUCUUCUCACAAACCCACAUCUGAUUCCACCCUCUCAUUCGCAUCCACGAGACAGCAUCAUGCCUCACUUACUACUGCACAAUCUCCACUCCCCACCUCGCUCUUGCUCUCUUCCGACUUCACCACUCCUCAGCUGCUCGAAACCCUCCGCCAACAGCCGAACGAGUCCGCAGCGCUUCGGGUGUUCGAAUGGGCUUCAAAGCAGCCAAAUUUCGAGCCGAAGGCGUCCCUGUACGAGGAGAUUCUCCGCAAGCUCGGCAAAGUCGGGUCCUUCGAUUCGAUGAAGGACAUCUUGGAAGAAAUGAAGAACGCGGGGUGUCCGGCCAGCAAAGGUAUAUGCUUAAUCUUUGUUCAGAGCUACGCCGAUUUCGAUUUGUAUGAUGAAAUCCCUGAAUUACUCGAGUCGAUGGAGGUUGAGUUUGGGUUUCAACCCGACACCCAUUUCUUCAAUUUCGUACUGAAUGUUAUGGUGGAUGGUAACAAGCUGAAAUUGGUGGAAAUGGUGCACUCUAAUUUGAUGAGGAGAGGAAUCAAACCCGACGUUUCAACAUUCAACAUACUUAUCAAAGCCUUGUGCAAAGCACAUCAAAUUCGGCCUGCUAGUUUGAUGAUGGAGGAGAUGCCCAGCUACGGUCUGCUUCCAGAUGAGAAAACUUUCACCACAAUCAUGCAAGGGUUCAUCGAAGAAGGAAACUUGGAUGGUGCACUGAGAAUGCAGAAGCAAAUGGUGGAAGCUGGAUGCCCCAUGACCAAUGUAACCGUAAAUGUGCUGGUUCAUGGCUACUGCAAACAGGGUAGAAUUGCAGAAGCUCUGGGCUAUAUAGAGGAGGUCUCUAACAAUGGAUUCUUCCCGGAUAAGUACACUUUCAACACUCUGGUGAACGGACUGUGUAAAGUUGGUCAGGUUAAGCAUGGUUUGGAAGUCAUGGAUAUGAUGCUUCAAGAAGGCUUCGAUCCAGAUAUUUAUACUUACAACUCUCUGAUAUCCGGGCUGUGUAAAGCCGGUGAAGUUGAGGAAGCAGUGGAGAUUCUGGAAGAGAUGAUUUCAAGGGAUUGCUCUCCCAACACUGUGACUUACAACACUUUGAUAAGUACCUUGUGUAAGGACAACCAAGUGGAGGAAGCUACUAAACUUGCCCGUGUUCUCACUAGCAAGGGACUUGCUCCUGAUGUCUGCACAUUCAAUUCCCUCAUACAAGGUCUGUGCUUGACCAGAAAUCAUUCACUCACCAUGGAAUUGUAUCACGAGAUGAAGAACCAAGGGUGCCAGCCGGAUGAGUUUACCUACAACAUGUUGAUAGAUAGCCUUUGCUACAGAGGGAAGCUGGACGAUGCUUUGAACCUGCUUAAAGAGAUGGAAUCGAGUGGCUGCUCGAGAAGCGUGAUCACUUACAACACGUUAAUUUCUGGGUUCUGCAAAAACAGGAAGAUCGAAGAAGCAGAAGAGAUCUUUGACCAAAUGGAAAUCCAAGGGGUAUCGAGAAAUUCUGUAACAUUCAACGCACUCAUUGAUGGAUUGUGCAAGAACAGGAGAGUGGAAGAGGCUGCUGAACUAAUGGAUCAAAUGAUAAUGGAAGGGCUGAAGCCGGACAAGUUCACUUACAACUCAAUGCUCACUUACUUCUGUAAGGGAGGGGAUAUUCAGAAGGCUGCUGACAUAGUCCAAGCCAUGGCCUCGAAUGGUUGUGACCCGGAUAUCGUAACUUACGGGACAUUGAUUGGCGGGCUGUGCAAGGCGGGACGUGUGCAGGUGGCGAGCAAGCUUCUGAGGUCCAUUCAAUUGAAAGGCGUAGUCUUGUCGCCUCAUGCCUACAACCCCAUACUGCAAGCACUGUUUAAGAAGAAGAGAAACACAGAAGCUAUGAGAUUGUUCAGAGAAAUGAUGGAGAGUGCUGUUGUUGAUCCUCCUGACCAAGUCACCUACAAGAUCGUGUUCCGUGGGCUGUGCAGUAGUGGCGGGCCCAUACAGGAAGCGGUGGACUUCGUGGUGGAGAUGGCGGAGAGAGGAUACUUGCCGGAAUUUUCGUCUUUCUAUAUGCUGGCGGAGGGGCUCUGUGAACUGUCGAUGGAGGAUACGCUGAUGAAGCUUGUUGAUCUCAUCAUGGAGAAAGCGAAUUUCUCUGCCAAUGAAGUGAGCAUGAUCAGAGGUUUCCUUAAGAUUCGGAAGUUUCAAGAUGGGUUGGCGACUCUUGGAGGUAUACUCGAUAUCAAGAUGCCGAAGAAACCGGCUUAUAGGUGAUGAUGAAACCAGGAGCCUGAUGGUUUGUAAGUUAAGAAAUCAGUUCUUUUACUGCAUUUUCUCAUCAUAUAUCAGCUAUCGGAGAGGUCCAUGCUUUGUGUUGUUUGUUUCCCUCGUUAUGUCAAAGUUUUAGGAAGAUGAUUGGCUCAAUUUCUUACAAAGUUAUUUAGCUAGGAAAAAGAUUGAUAUAGAAAGAUUCGAGUUUUUAGAUGUUAGUUUUUGCAUUUGAAAAUUGAUGUUAUAUAAGUGUGCGAAUUUUCACGAGCAUGUUUUUUUAAUCAUUAUCAGCAGAUUCCGCAUACGGAGUGCUCCGUAGCAUAGUCGCAUCUCUUUUCUAAUUUUUUAUGAGCAUAUUUUUCUUAAAUGUAUAAGAAAUAUCUACAAAAACAAUAUAUUUUAGUUAGCUGUAUUUUACUUAGUGGUCAGAUUGAUAUGGAAGGAACCAUUAGAAGAUAUGUCUCAGUCAAAGAGUAAAUAUAUGUUAUAAAAGUCAUAAAAAUUGAGAGUUAAUGUUAAUAUCACAUUAUUGAAUUUUUUUUUUACUUGGUCUCUAUCACUUCAAAUAAAAUUUCUCUUUAUAUUGUUUAAUAGCAACUAGAGCUUAAUCAAUCUAUUUACAUAUAUUCUUCUUGUAAAUAAUUAGCGACGCUGUACACACAGUAUACUAAAAAAUUCAAAUAAAAUCAUGUUAUGAGCUAAAUUCUAUGAUUAUUUAUGAGUCCUUAUAAGAAAACUCGGAAGCUAAUUGAGUUAUGCUUGACGAACUACACUAAUCAAGCCAUCACGUGACCUCUGAAGGAUUCAACUCUCGAACUGAGUUCAACGAGCCACAUAAUCGAACUAGCACGCUAGCCUACAAGCUGAGUAGAGUCGUGCUCAAUCUUGACUCACUUACUAACAAGUCUAGUCCCGGAUGAUAUUUUCUUGAUUCGAAUUAUGAGUUGCUCCGCUCGCCAUCGACUCUAUUCAUUUGCAUCCCUAACUAAGAGGGGCUUAGUUAUAAGUAAGAGAUAGGGGACUACGUUGGUAAUUUUGAAAGAAAGUAGGGCUCGGAAAAGGUGCGGUCUGGUCCCGACCAGACCAUAUAUACGGUCUAUAGUCCAGACCGAGACGCUGAAGUAUAGACCACAGACCAGGCCACAAACUAUACGGUCCGUUCCAGACCACGCAUGUGCGGUCUGGUCUGGUCCAUAUAGACCACACUCAACGAAAAAUGAAUAAUUUGUUUAGUCAACCACACAAAAAAUUGAACCAAUAAACAAGAAAAUAAUUGUUAUUUUCCUUAACACAUUAAUCCUAACAUGCAUGAAUAAUUUUGAUACCCUAAA